AUGUCGCUUUGUUCCCUCUGUGGGAGCAUCACUCACAACCAUCUCUUCAACUCUCUCUCUCUCUCUCUUUCUGGAUCUCCGUGUAGGAUGACUGCUGGGGGCGGCGUUCUGACACCAUCCAGUGCGGGGGCGCAAAUUAUCCACUUGGCCUCUCGCCUUCUUGUUGGCGUGAGGCUGCAUGGCACCAUCGCCGCUUUUCACCCUCGCAGCCGCGGUCAACUGAAGUGCCGCCCGUUCCUUCGCUACUUUGCCGAGACGCUGCAUCGACUCCGCUGCGACGUGACGCUGUUUGUCCCUGUCAACUCACGCACGGGGCCACAGCAGCUGGCGGAGCUCAGCACGCAUGAAUUUCCCUGCGAGUACCGCGUGGUGCAUGAUCCGACGUCAGGGGCUGUGGAUGACUGUGGCAGGGGGCAGCGCAGGGGCGGGGGCGGUGCGUCGCGGGGGAACUUCCAGGACCUCCUCAGCAGGGUGGCAGCAGAACAGCAGACAUCCCCAAGUCGCAUCUUAUUUAUCGAAUCUGAGAUCAACUACCGCUUCAGCCCCGUGCAGACGCUUGUUGUGGAGGCGUUCCAGCCACAUCGCAUUCGUCAACGCCGGCGGUCAAUUGGGGAGGCGGCGGAGGCGGAAGAAAGACGCCAGGCGGGAGAACAUCACGCGGCACUGUUAGAGUCGGAGUAUUCAUGGACGCAGGGAGGGCGUGCGUCACGACCGCGUCAUGCGCAGUCCUCGGCACCGUUUUCUGCCGAGCUACACGGUGAUCCACAGGAGGAAGCGAAGAAGGACGAUGUACGUUCGGCGGCUCUUGCCAUUAACCGGGAGGACUACACGCUGGUGGCACUAGCUGGGAUGCUGGUCGAACUUGCAGCAGCGGAUGUUGCCGUCGCGGAUUAUUUGCGCGUGGAGCCACUGGUUGAGAAGCUUACGGUACCCUUUCACGGGAAGGUGAAUUAUCUCCCAAUGGAGAACUGUGACGACAUGGAGUUGUGGGACUGGACCGCCGUGGAGGUCCGAGAGGCGAGGAGGAAGGAAGAGGCAGAGACGGCCGUACCGGAGGUGGAAGAACGGGAGGAGCACCGUGAUCUAUUCAAAUGA
Messenger RNA from Trypanosoma cruzi, 1095 nucleotides. RefSeq lists its product as uncharacterized. Bases 1 to 1095 code for a protein of 364 amino acids. The record is from RefSeq and is a predicted model, not a curated record. The transcript has a single exon. NCBI's taxonomy places the organism in Eukaryota, Euglenozoa, Kinetoplastea, Trypanosomatida, Trypanosomatidae.